Electrophorus electricus (electric eel) is the source of this 2660-nucleotide messenger RNA. RefSeq names its product protein mono-ADP-ribosyltransferase PARP11-like. The record is from RefSeq and is a predicted model, not a curated record. Gene Ontology annotation, molecular function: NAD+ poly-ADP-ribosyltransferase activity. Gene Ontology annotation, cellular component: nucleus. Lineage: Eukaryota; Metazoa; Chordata; Actinopteri; Gymnotiformes; Gymnotidae.
GUACACGGAAGUAACAGAUAAACAAUAACAGGCUGCCGAGGAAACUGAAACUUGAUUAAUAAUUAAAUUAGCCGUGGACGGGUGCUUUUAACACAAGGUAGAUGUAGACGUUAGAAAAUAAACCGAAUCAGUCACGUCAAGUCAAGUGGUAUAAAAUACGUUAGACAAGAUGCACUGCUCGACAAACGACAAGUGUGUUCAGCAACACCUGGAGAACACCAUGUUUCCCACCAAGAUCUCAGAAGAAGAGACUUGUGAAGAGGAAAUGGAUACGUCAGAACCGAACUGGCACUGGUUCUACCUCGCAGAGUGUGGGGUGUGGCAUAUGUUUGAAACUGAUCCCAGUGCAGGAUGUUCAGUGACCAGCGAUCAGAUUGAACAGAACUACACCAGAAAUCAACAUGGUUCCAUGGACUUCUAUACACCCAAAUAUACAUACAGAUUAGAUUUUUCAGUUAUGAAACAGAUCAAUGUUACAACUGGGAAACAGAGACCUAUAAAAAGGGCCCUGCAUUCCGUCACUGGAUUUAGAUUCAUCUGUGAUAACCUGGCUCUUCCAGUACCGUGUCACUGGGAAAGAGUUAACACCGAUGAGCCAUAUCAGCUCAUCUCUCUUUGCAGAGACACGUUUGAGUACAAAGAAGUAGCCAGGCUGUUUGAGAGGACCAUGGUCCAGCCUAUCAAAUCCAUCCAGAGAAUACAGAACCUGGACCUGUGGGAGUUUUUCUGCAGGAAAAAGGCACAAUUGAGAAAGAUUAAACGUGUUAUAGACAUUGAGGAGCGAAUGCUGUUUCAUGGGACAGGUCAUAGUAACAUCCAGGCCAUAUGCACGUACAACUUUGACUGGCGGCUAACAGGAAGCCACGGUGACGUCUAUGGCAAAGGAAGCUAUUUUGCUCGUGAUGCCAAGUACUCUAGCAAGUUUUGCCACUCGACAAGCAAGCAUAACUUCACCCUGCAGAGGCAUGGUCUGGCCCCUCCCAUCUUCCAAUCUGAGCCUCCAUACAAGUGCAUGUUCCUGGCACGGGUGGUCGUGGGCGAGUACACUGUGGGCCACCCACAUUUCUGCCGCCCACCCUCCAAAGACCUGAGCAUAUCCAACUUCUUCGACAGCUGCGUGGAUGACUUGAUGAACCCCAAGAUCUUUGUCAUAUUUGACAGCAACCAGAUCUACCCGGAGUACCUUAUCGAAUUUUACUGACAUCAGAGGAUGAAGGAAGCAAUCCAUCAUCUGGACUUUCUAGUUUUAACCAAUGAGUAGGAACAGUUGGUCAAAUUAAAAAAAAAAAGAAGAAUGUGUGGGAGUACGCCUGGAGACGUUACAUGAAGCGUCAUGACUGUUCUGUGAAACGGUGCCAAAUUUAAGGUGUGUAAGAAAGAGCGUUGUCAGACAACAGGUUAGAAACGGGGCCUUCAAAUGCAGACUGCCUCCUAGGUCUUAGUAUGUUCUGUAUAUGUGCACAAAUCUCCAGUCCAUGCAUUCAGUGUGUACAAACCACCUGCACAAUUUGUUUGUUAAUUUUUUUUGUGUGAGGGUUAAUUUAUACAUUUCAUUAAUCUACCUCACCGUAAUUCUACCUCAUUGUCAUGCACACCACAAGCCAUUGGAUAGGCUUCCUUGUCAUUUAAUGUGCAUCUUUCGGUAGGAAUACCACCAUCCUUUACGGUGGUCAGCAACAGCAAUGCCUUUAGGAAUAACUACUCACCAAAACACUUUCCUCUGGGAGGUGUUGGCAUCUAAUAUGUGGGUUUCCCUGGGACUGGUUGUAAAACAAAAAUCACUGCUUUGACCAAAACAGAAAACUAAGGAUGAAACCAUUAUACAUGAUUUCAAAUUGAAGCCACAAUACACAAAUCAGCAUGCAUUCAGACAUCCGUGAUACUGUACAUGUACAUUUAAUGGUCUGUAUAUAUGUGUAUAUUAGAAAGAUAUUGUCUUAUGUGUGUGUGCAUGCAUAUGUGUGCUUGUCGCAUAUGAGUUGGGUACAUUAAUUUUUAGACUGUGUAAUGUACUCAAUAUUAAUGUGUACAUUUUCAUAAAGUGCUUUAUAUAAAUAAUAGUUUCACAUAAAGAAUAGUUUAUUUAGCAGACAUCUAUAAGGUCCAUGAACAGUGUGGUGGUUCUUUGGGCCAGAGCACGUGAGGUAGGCACCUCCUCAUACUCUCAUACUCUGAAUUAUCAGUGCCUUUCCAAUGAAAAAAAAAACAUCAGCCUUUACCUCCUUUUUGAAUAAUCAGAUAUUUUAGAUUUUUUGUUUUUGCACAGCCUUUUACAUUAAAAUGCUGAAAUAUGCUUUAUUUAGACUUCCCUUGGCAACUAGUUUGAAAGUUUUUUCGCGUGAGAAUACAACAAAACAUAUACUGCCUAAUAAAUGGAAGAAACGGUUUAGAGACCGUGUUAUUUUAAAUAGAGGGCAGAAACCUCUAGCCUGUAACUAAAAAAAAAAAUCUCAUGUUUUUUUGCAAGGGGAAGUUUAAUACGAGCUUGCCAUAUGGGACUAGAACAUGUACACGGAUUGUUUUGACAAGCAAUCCGCGCUUUAGCGAUUAAUGGUCAAGUCAUCCGCGCUUGAAAUGUUGAUUCGCCUAUACGCGCGAUAUUACGGUAUUUUGCUUGCCAUGUACUAACUCCCUAAUAAAUAUUUUUGAAGAGCUUUAGA